AUGGCAACACUAGCCGCAGCGGUGGUGGCCACGAGCGAGGUCAUGGACAGUGGCAAUAGCGAUGAUGCCCAAACCAGCUCAAGCCUCAACAGUCGAAGCAGCAGCGUCGACUCUGCGCGCGCCGUAGCAGCUGCGCGUGCAUACGACACCGCUGCCAUCGCCAUCAUUCCUGGCCUCGUCGUACCACUCACGAGUGCCUCCUCCCAGGGUGGCUGUGCUGCCCUCGCGUCUGCUGUUGCCUCUUUACAAGCGUUAGCCGACACGGUGGGCAUUGUGUUGGAUCGGCUGGACAGGGCAGCAGCAUCGCAGCAGCGGCGUCUCAACGCUGUUCAAGGUCGCAUCUGCACCUGUGCCGGCUUCGUUGACCGCUUGCGAGGGCGACGCACGGCGACGCUACUGGAGAGCAAGCCUCGCUACCCUCAGCCCGUACCGCUCAAGUCCCGAGGCGGAGGGGGAGCGAAGGCGGCCAAGUCAAAGUGGGACGCACAGGGCAACGCAAAUGAUGCUGCUGCUGCUGCUGCCAUACUCAGCGGCGUCCCCUCAGCACUCAGCACGGCUCAUAGUCAUCGCUUCCUACGUCCACGUCGCUCAUCCCCGCUGCCACCAGUCGCACCUAGCUCCUGCAGCGAGUCCUCCACUGAUGACUCCGGCGACGACGCCUCACAGCAGCCGCACCCGCUCUCCUACCAGGCACCGAUGCGCACUGUUCCAGCUGUCCCCGCGCUCACCGCCCCCGAGCGAGCCACCGCUACAGCACACCACGUUUUAGUGCGGCGUGGCGACAGCGUCAGUGAUUUCAGCAGACCUCUUCCGCCCGUGAAUCCCGUCGCUGCCAUGCGACUGGCAGAGUCGAUGCCACUGGAGACGGUUCUCUUGGAAAGCGAGGACAGUAACGCCGUGUUAGUGGGGAACGGGGGCCGCGGCGAGGCAACUACUGGGCACGUGAACGAGCGGAGCAUGUUGACGAACGCAGCCUCAUCGCUGCCAGCUUCCUCCUCCUCUGCCCUUGCCUGGCAACCUCGCUCUCUGCCAGUCAUGCGAAACGGGCAGACCAUGCAUAACGCGGGCGAGAUGCCUCGCACACUCAGUGCCCUUGUAAGCUUCCCGGCACACCAGAUGGCUUACCGGCAUCUGGCGGCAGCAAACAGCAGCUGCGGUGGCAAUGUCGGUAGCGCGAUUGCGUCGGUGCAGCACGGCGCUCUCCUUCACAGCGACGCGUACAGCCCCGCAAGACGUACGACGACGGCGUGGCUGCACAGCGCCAGCAUGGUGGAAAUCGAGCUCGACUUCACUACACCGCUGCAGGCACAGCAGUACGCCUUCGUGCCUGGCGGCGACGCGGCGGCAGCGUCAUCGCGGGCGCUGUUGCGGGACAUGCCGCGAAACCUGCCGCUGCAGCAUCUGGCCACAGUGCGCCGCUGGGACCACGGCGGCGGUGAUCAGAAGCCUCGCAUUGGCGGUAGCACCGGCUCCGAAGACGACGUGGACGAAGGUGUCGAAGAACGCGAGGACGACAGCAGCCCCCGGUGGCAACGCCGUACGUCACGUCGAGACCCGCGCAACCUCGAGACCAUAGCCCCUAGCCAGCAGCAGCGACAGAGACGGGCUCAUCGUCGCCACACCCUCGGCGACGACGGCACCGUGUCAGAGGGGAGUAAUGACACUGCUGAGGAAGUGACCAGUGCCAGACACCGAGGACGUGAAAGCGGUCGAGCAAGACCCAAGCAACAGCAGACUUGCGAGACCAGCACCCAACCCACGGCCGCCGCGCCGUCCACUCUGCCUCCUGCGCCUCUACUGCAGGCACCACCACCGCCACCAGGGGUGACGCGCUCCACUACGGCACCACCACCGCCACCGCUCCCACAGGCGGCGUUGCUGCAAGGCAAGGCGAACCCGCCAAUGUUUCCGUUAGGGAGCGGUGGGGGCGCACCUCAGCGCCUGCCACCACCGCCGCCGCCGCCGCCGAGCUUUUCAGCGGAGCUGAGGUCUGCUGUCGGAAGUCGUCCACCCCCGCCAGUGACGCAGGUCAAGAUGGCGCCACCGCCGUCAUCCACAGCACCGCCGCCGCCACCAUUGCCACCGCCGCCGCCGCCGAGCUUGUCGCAACUCCCUGUUGGUGUGAGGCCAGAUGGCGGUCGUCCGGUAGUCUCACCCCCGGUGCAACGUGCUCCUCCACCACCACCCCCACCCCCACCACCACCACCACCGCCAUCCUCACAGAAACCCGCAGUCAGUGCCCUCACCUCUAUGCUAGGCGAGCGCCGCAGGGUCCUGCAUGGCGACGACUCAAGCAGCACCGGCAGUGACAGCGGUUUCAGCAACAAGAACACCGCUGCUCACGGGAAGCAGGCGGAUAGCCCCGACUCGUUAUCCUCUUCGACGUCUCCGCGUGCCAAUCCUACUGUGCGAGGUCGGUUGGUGAAUUCAGCGGUGCAACGGCUGCCACCACCGCCGCAGCUGGCCAGCAGCUCCUCUAGCGACGACGAAAGUGACUGGUGA
Molecule: messenger RNA, 2502 nt
Organism: Leishmania braziliensis MHOM/BR/75/M2904
Lineage: Eukaryota; Euglenozoa; Kinetoplastea; Trypanosomatida; Trypanosomatidae
Exons: 1
Coding region: 1-2502 (833 amino acids)
Source: RefSeq, a predicted model, not a curated record